GGGCGGGGCGCGCGGGAGGGGAGGCGGGUCCGCGCCGCCGCCGUCCGCACCGCCCCGCCCUUGGCCCCGCCGCUCGCUCGGCUCCGCUCCCUGCCUCCGCGUUGCAGCCCCCGCCGUAGCCGCCUCCGAGCCCGCCGCCACAUCCUCUGAGCAGAAGAUGGCUGUGCCACCCACGUAUGCCGAUCUUGGCAAAUCUGCCAGGGAUGUCUUCACCAAGGGCUAUGGAUUUGGCUUAAUAAAGCUUGAUUUGAAAACAAAAUCUGAGAAUGGAUUGGAAUUUACAAGCUCAGGCUCAGCCAACACUGAGACCACCAAAGUGACGGGCAGUCUGGAAACCAAGUACAGAUGGACUGAGUAUGGCCUGACGUUUACAGAGAAAUGGAACACCGACAAUACACUAGGCACCGAGAUUACUGUGGAAGAUCAGCUUGCACGUGGACUGAAGCUGACCUUCGAUUCAUCCUUCUCACCUAACACUGGAUACUUAUUAGAGGGAGGAUCUACCAAGUGCAGACCUGUGCUGGGUGUGCAGUGCACACAAGUGAUUGGGCACACAGGGUUCCUACCCUCUGGAGAUGUCUUCUUAUAGCCUGGCUAUAGAUGAUCUGAAGAGACCAUUGUUACGGGGCUGAUUUACUCUCAUUCCUCUUCGCUGCUGUAGUUUCUCCUGCAAGAGCACUGCCUUUUUGCAGUGCUGUGCACUCUCCCCCCAGGAACUCUGCCAUGGUAUCAGGGAGUGGUUAUCCAGAAAGAUCCUGGGAUAGGAUGAGGGGCUGGAGGAUGUGCCCACAUGCUUGAAUUUGCUGCCUGGGACUUUGCCUGCUGCCCUGGGAUAGCACACUUUGGAAUUUGUAGGCGAUUUCCUUUCCAUGACCUUAGGGAGCUUUGCAGAGGUCUCCAGGCCCUGCAGUAUAAAACACAAAGGAAAGUUUUUUGUUUUUUUGUUUUUUGGGUUGAGGGGGACGGAGUCUUGCUCUGUCACCCAGGCGGCAGAGCAGUGGUGUGAUCUCAGCUCACUGCAACCUCCUCCUCCCGGGUUCAAGUGAUUCUUCUGCCUCAGCCUCACAAGUAGCUGGGACUACAGACACGGGCCACCAUGCCUGGCUAAUUUUUGUAUUUUUAGUGGAGACGGGGGUUUCACCAUAUUGGCCAGGCUGGUCUUGAACUUCUGACCUCGUGAUCCGCCUGCCUCGGCCUCCCAAAGUGCUGGGCAGAUUCAUGUGUUUCUCCUGCCUCGGCCUCCCAAAGUGCUGGGCAGAUUCAUGUGUUUCUCCUGCCUCAGCCUCCCGAGUAGCUGGGAUCACAGGAAUGCACCACCAUACCCAGCUAAUUUUGUAUUUUUAAUAGAGGCAGGGUCUCUCCAUGUUGGUCAGGCUGGUCUUGAACUCCUGACCUCAGGUGAUCUGCCCACCUCAGCUUCCUAAAGUGCUGGGUUUACAGGCGUGAGCCACCACACCCGCCCUUUUUUUAAAAAUUUACUUUUUAUUUCAAAAUAAUUUUAUACUUAGAAAAAAAUGUGGUAAAAAUAGUAUGCAGAGUUCUCCUGUGUUCUUCACCCAGCUCCUAAUGUUUAUGGCGUACGUAACUAUAAUGAUCAGAAUCAGCAAGUUAAUGUUGAUAUCAUGUAGUUAAUCUGUUGUCACAAUGACGUCUUUUUUCUGAUCUGUGAUCCAGUUCAGUUUCCUAAAUUGCAUCUAAUUGUUAAGUCUUCUCUAAUCUGGAAUAUUUUCUGACUCUGACACUUUUGAAAAAGAGUGGCCAAUUAUUUUGUUAAGAUGUCCCUCCCUCAGUUUGGAUUUGUCUGAUGCUUCCUUAUGAUUAAAUUUAGGUUAUGCAUUUUUGGCAACUGUGGAAGUUGUUGUGUUAUAUUCUUCUCAGCACCUGAUAUUAGGAAGAAUAUAUCAGUAGGCCUCAUUUUUGGUGAUCAGUUUUGAAGUGGUAUCUGCCAACUCUCUUCACUGUAAAGUUACUAUUUUUCUCUUUGCAAUUAGUAAGUAUCUUGUGGGUAGACACUUUGAGACUAUGCAGGUAUUCUAUUUCUCAUCAUACUUUUGCUCACAAAUAGUAACAUCCAUUGGUGAUUCUUGCCUGCAACAGUUACGCUUGGCAAAUGGUGACUGGAGUGCAGUGGUGCGAUCCUGGCUGACUGCAAUCUCUGCCUCCUGGGCUCCAGCAGUGCUCCUUCCUCAGCCUCCCAAGUAGCUGGGACCACAGGCGUGUGCCACCAAGCCCAAUUAAUUUUUGUAUUUUUAGUAGAGAUGAGAUUUCACCAGGUUGGCCAGGCUGGUCUAGAACUCCUGAGCUCAAGCGAUCCACCCGUCUCAGCCUCCCAAAUUGUUGGGAUUACAGGCGUGAGCUACCACGCCUGGCUACAAAUGGUGAUUUUCUUUUCUUUUUUGUUUUUUUGAGAUGGGGUCUCACUGUCACCCAGGCUGGAGUGAGUGGUGUGAUCUCGGCUCAUUGCAACCUCUGCCUCCCAGGCUCAAGGGAUCCUCCCUCCUCGGCCUCCCCAGUAGCUGGGACUACAGGUGCCUGCCACCACCCCUGGCUGAUUUUUAUGUUUUUGAUAGAGACAGUGUUUCACCAUGUUGCUCAGUCUGGUCUCGAACUCCUGAGCUCAAGUGAUCUGCCCCCCAACCUUGGCCUCCCAAAAUUCUGGGAUUAAGGUGUGAGCCACCACACCUGGCCUCAAAUGGUAAUUUUCUAUUGCCAUCCUUCCUUCACUUGUUAAUUGGUAUUCUACUGUAAGGAAGAGCUAUUCCUUCUUCCCCAUGUGUUUAUUUAAUCAAUUAUUUAUUUAUAUUAGUAUAGAUGCAUGGACAUUAACUCUAUGGGCUAUAAUCCACAGUGUCAUUUAUUUUGUUGCUCAAGUUGUCCCAGAUAGGGGCUUUGGGAGAAUACCUUCUGUGUGCUUUUUGACAAACGUCUGUCGUUUUUCAGAGCAUGUCUUUAUUUCUGGUUUUAGAAAGUGUACCACGCUCAUCUAGUACUUGUUUUUCCCCAGUCCUGCUAUCUGCCGUUUCUCCAAGGAGCCUUGGUUCUUCAUGUUGGAGAAUGAUAUUUAGAAACUAAGAUUGUGGGCCUGGCGUGGGGGCUCAUGCCUGCAAUCUUAGCACUUUGGGAUGCCGAGGCAGGUGGAUCACGAGGUCAGGUGUUUGAGACCAGCCUGGCGAAAGCUUGUCUGUACUAAAAAUACAAAAAUUAGCUGGGCGUAGUGGCACGCACCUGUAAUCCCAGCUACUCAGGAGGCCAAGGCAGGAGAAUCGCUUGAACCCGGGAGGUGGAGGUUGCAGCAAGCUGAGAUGGUACCAUUGCACUCCAAUGAGGGCGACAGAGCAAGACUCCGUCUCAAAAAAAAAAAAAAAAAAAAAAAAAAACCACUAAAAUUCUGGGUGCUAGAUGUACAUAUUGCUACUGGGUAUUUGAGGAAAGUUCUGGUGAUGCAUCAUGGAGAUUAGAAAUGAAAGCUGGCUUUCCAAAGUGACUGAGGGUACAGCCUGGGAAAACACCUGGCUCCCAGGAGGAGUGGAGUGUAGACCACAUCUGGAUGAGGCCACAGACCUCAAUAAGGACCAGCACCCACACUGAGUAUCCACCACAAAUAAAGCUUGCUUGUUAACCACAAAUCAGUCAGGCCUCUCUUGGGUGCUUGUCAAAUUAGCACUACUGUUGAAAGAGCUUAAAAAUAAAUCCCAAUAAUAUCUGAAAGAGGAAGACUCCACAGACAUGGUGUGUAGUGUUAGAAAGAGACCUGGAGAGAAGCCUGAGCCACUCCCAAGCACGGCCCUUUCUCUUGGGGAUCGUGCGCCCUGGCCAGAAUCCAGUGAGACGGUGGGGGUGCCAUGUAAACUGGUGCAGGUGGUGCACAGCACUGGUCAGAGGCCCUGCCAUAGGCAUCAUAGUUUGUGAACAUCAGCAGCUUUUUAUUAAAAAUUGAAAAAGGAGGUGGUUAGAAGAUGCCUGAUUUUAUAUUUCUUUUUCCCUUUCUAAAUGUCAGCCUCUCAGUAGCUGUCUAAUCAUCAGUCAUCUCAACCACCCUGGUGCCAAUCACAUACUUGGCUGAAACCCAGGCUUCUUUCCCCAAAGAGCAGGCAGAUGAAGCUAGGUUUCUUUUUUUUUCUUGAGACAUCUCGCUCUGUCGCUCAGGCUGGAGUGCAGUGACGUGAUUUCAGCUCACUGCAACCUCCACCUCCCGGGUUCAAGCAAUUCUCGUGCCUCAGCCUCCUGAAUAGCUGGGAUUACAGGCACAUGCCACCAUGUCCUGCUAAUUUUUGUAUUUUUAGUAGAGACAGGGUUUUUCCAUGUUGGCCAGGCUGGUCUCCAACUCCUGACCUCAAGUGAUCCGCCUUCCUUGGAGUGCUGGGAUUACAGGUGUGAGCCACUGCACCUGACCAGUUUUGGAUUUUUCUUAUUGAGAGAUAAUUUGGUUGUUACUCCUUUCCUUCAAACCUUGCCAAAAUGUACAGAAGUAACUUGAACAAAGUUGAGGUUAAGUUUCAUUGUCACUUGUUCUGUUGGUGAGGAGGUCUGUGCACACCUACCCCUAACUGCUGAGGGAGCUGAGCGGCCAAAGAAAGAGACUGACAAAUCAAGUUUCUCAGAAAGAAACAUUUAAUAGAGACUUACAAAUAGAAGCGAUGUCUCAAGCAGCCAAGAGACAGUGGAUCCCUGCAUUCAUCCUCCAGAAAGUAUUCUUUAUAUAGCAAGCUUUUAGAGUAAAGACAUGUGCAUGUCUUAGACCAUCUUGCAGAAAACUCUUGCAAACUUGUGACCAAAGGGAGGUUAGAUAAGCAUCUUUACUUUUUUAAUUUUUAUUUAUUUAUUUUUUGAGACAGUAUCACUCUGUCACCCGGGCUGGAAUGCAGAGGCGUGAUCUUGGCUCAUUGCAACCUCUGCCAAUGAGCCAAUCCAGCGAUUCUUCUGCCUCAGCCUCCUGAGUGUCUGGGACUGCAGGUGUGCGCCACCACACCCAGCUAAUUUUUGUAUUUUUAGUAGAGAUGGAGUUUUGCCAUAUUGGCCAGGCUGGUCUUGAACUCCUGACCUCAAGUGAUCCACCUGCCUUGGCCUCUAAAAGUGUUGGGAUUACAGGUGUGAGCCACUGUGCCCGGCUGGCAUUGUUUCUUUUAUGGGAUUGUCUAUGAUGCAUUCCUUGGUCGUCAUGGAUGUAUUAGGCUGUUCUUGCAUUGUUCUAAAGAAAUACCUGGGCAGGCAAGGUGGCUCACGCCUGUAAUCCCAGCAUUUUCGGAGGCUGAGGCAGGCAGAUUGCUUGAGCCCAGGAGUUGGAGACCGGCCUAGGUAACAUGGUGAAACCCCAUCUACAAACACAUGUAUACACACACACACGCACACACACACACUGGUAACAUGGUGAAACCCCAUCUACAAACACAUACACACACACACUAGCUGGUCAUUGUGGUGAGCGCCUAUAGUCUUGUCCUUGCAUUGCUCUAAAGAAAUACCUGGCCAGGUGAGGUGGCUCACACCUGUAAUGCCAGCAUUUUGGGAGGCUAAGGCAGGCAGAUUGCUUGAGCCCAGGAGUUGGAGACCAGCCUAGGCAACACGGUUAAACCCCGUCUACACACAUGCACACACACACUAGCUGGGCCUGGUGGUGUGCACCUAUAGUCAGUUCCAGCUACCUGGGAGGCUGAGGUGGGAGGAUCACCUGAGCUCAGGAGGUAGGGGCUGUAGUGAGCCAUGAUCGCAGCACUGCACUCUUGCCUGGACAACAGAGUGAGACCUUGUCUCAAAAAAAGAAAAAAAUACCUGAGGAUAGGUAAUUUAUGAAGAAAAGAGGUUCAGCUGGCUCAUGGUUCUGCAGUCUGUACGAGCAGAGCACAGGCAUCUGCUCGGCUUCUGGGAAGGCGUCAGGAAGCUUUUAGUCAUGGUGAUUGAUGAAGCAGGAGCAGGCACAUCACAUGGCAAGAGCAGGAGCAAGAGAGAGAGUGGUGGGGAGGUGCCACACGCAAACAACCAGAUCUCAUAACUCAUUAUUGUGAGGACAGCACCAAUCCAUGAGGGAUCCGCCCCCAUGAUCUAAUCAGCACUCAGCAGGUCCAGUAUUGGGGACUGCAUUUCAACAUGAGAUUUAGAGGGUACAGCAUCCAAACUGUAUCAGUGGUGGUUUUGCUUCAAGACAGUGUCACUCUUGCCAUGGAACAGGCUAUUUUCCUACAUCACUUGGGAGGGGUGCUGGCCUUAUUUUCAACUGUGACCUCUAAAAUUCUUGUCUCAUUGAGAAUUUGGAAUGUUUAACCUUUAUUUUUUUUAUGAGAAAUCUGAAACAUACAAAAAUAUACAGAAAAAUAUGUUUAACCCUCAUUCUAUUCCUAUUACACAGCUUUGAUAGUUACCAACCUGUGGCCAAUCAUGUUUUAUUUAUACAGCCAUAAAUAUAACACUCCUCCACACACAUAUUAUUUUAAGUAAAUAACAGCACUUAAUUUCAGCUGUAAAUAUUUUGUUAUGUAUCUUUAAAUGGCAAGAAUCCAUUUUAAAGGAGCAUAACCAUGAUAUUAUUAUUAUAUUGAAAAAAGUUGAUCAUUUCUUUUUUUUUAAAGAUGGAGUUUCACUCUUGUUGCCCAGGCUGGAGUGCAAUGGUGCAAUCUCAGCUCACGCAACCUCUGCUUCCUGGGUUCAAGUGAUUCUCCUGCCUCAGCCUCCUGAGUAGCUGGGAUUACAGGCAUGGGCCACCACACCCGGCUAAUUUUGUAUUUUUAGUAGAGACGGGAUUUCUCCGUGUUGGUCAGGAUGCUCUCGAACUCCCGACCUCAGGUGAUCCGCCUGCCCUGGCCUCCCAAAGUGCUGGGAUUACAGGCAUGAGCCACUGUGCCCAGUGGAUCAUUUCUUAAUAUUGUCAAAUCUCUAGUCUGUUCAAAUUUACAUGAUUGUUUCAUGAUUUUUUUUUUUUUUUUGAGACUGAGUUUUAUUCUUGUUACCCAGGCUGGAGUGUAGUGGCACGAUCUUGGCUCACUGCAACCUCCACCUCCUGGGUUCAAGCGAUUCUCCUGCCUCAGCCUCCCGAGUAGAUGAGAUUACGGGCAUGUGCCACCACGCCCAGCUAAUUUUUGCAUUUUUAGUAGAGAUGGGGUUUUGCCAUGUUGGCCAGGCUGGCCUUGAACUCCUAAUCUCAGGUGAUCCACCCGCCUCAGCCUCCCAAAGUGUUGGGAUUAUAGGCGUAAGCCACUGCACCUGGCUUUUUGCUGUUUUUAAAAUAACAGGUUGGUUCUCUAGUCUCUAAAGAUGACAGCUAUGUGAUUUGGGUGUUGUUAUAAUAAUUUUUUUUUUUUUUUUUUUGAGACGGAGUCUCGCUCUGUCACCCAGGCUGGAGUGCAGUGGCGCGAUCUCAGCUCACUGCAAGCUCUGCCUCCCGGGUUCACGCCAUUCUCCUGCCUCAGCAUCUCCGAGUAGCUGGGACUACAGGCACCCGCCACCACGCCCGGCUAAUUUUUUUUUGUAUUUUUAGUAGAGACGGGGUUUCACUGUGGUCUCGAUCUCCUGACCUCGUGAUCCACCCACCUCAGCCUCCCAAAGUGCUGGGAUUACAAGCGUGAGCCACCGCGCCCGGCGAGACGGAGUCUUACUCCGUCGCCCAAGCUGGAGUGCAGUGGCGCGAUCUCGGCUCACUGCAACCUCUGCCUCCCGGGUUCAAGCAUUUCUCCUGCCUCAGCCUCCUGAGUGGCUGGGAUUACACAUGCCCACCACCAUGCCCAGAUAAUUUUUGUAUUUUUAGUAGAGAUAAGAUUUCACCAUGUUGGCCACACUGGUCUCGAACUUCUGACCUCGUGAUCCACCCGCCUCAGCCUCCCAAAGUGCUGGAAUUACUGGCAUGAGCCACUGCGCCUGGCCCCGAGUGCCAUUAUAAUGCCUAGAAUAAACAUACUGUUUAAUAUGUUUCAGCCUAUUGCUGAUAUUUUUCAUAUUGAGGUUCACAUUGCUCCAUUGUCGAAGCCCUUGGGAGCCUCUUCAGGUUACCUUGUAAGUCCCUUUGCCUCCACCCCAGUAGUCUUCAGUAGCUUUGAUAGAUAUUUUCGGUCACUGUGUACAUUUCCUGCCUAAGAUCUAUAGUCGGCUAUUUCUCCAAGGAGCACUGGUUCCAUUUAGGAGGAAAUGGUCUAGGUGCUGAGGAUGAAGCGUUAAUCUCAAUGUGAAUAAAGCUAGAAGUGAACAGUGCUGUGUAGUCCUUGAGGCUCUGAGCGGAUCUGGUUCCUCCUGUGGUCUCUGCUGAGAAUGCAGCUUCCUGUGGGAGAUGUCAAUCUUGUAACUGAAUGAUAGAAACAAUCAGAUAAAAAUGGUCCAUGUUUUAUUUGUUCGAUGUGAUCUUGUUCUCCAGGUAAAAGACAUGGUAAUAAUAGGUCUGCAGGUGACGCUAUUCACCUGCUUUUCCUAAGAGAUGCUGGGUCUUGAGGAACAGGCAGUAGAGACACUGAACUGCCUAUAGACUCACAUCUGGUAUCAUCAGGUUGGACCUGGGGUACUGUCUGGCUAACUAACACUUCCUGGCCCCCAUGACUGCAGAGUUCCAGGUUCUACAUCAGUACCCAGUUCUCUGAAAUAUGUACUCAUUGGGGUCUCAUGAAUAUGGAAUUGAAAUCCAUUUUACUGUUGUAUUCACUUAGAAGGAACAUAGCCUUUGUUUCCUUACUUAACCGUGUGAGCCACAGAGUAAGAAGAUAACCGUCUCUUUAAAAGCUGCUAUUUAGGUAGCUACCUUCAUGACAGAUAAAUCUUUUCCACAGGUUUGGAAAAUAUCAAAGAUGCAUCUGUUUCAUAAUUACAUGGUGGCUUUCUACCUAAUGAAUGCCUGUGUAGGCUGCUACAUUAAGCAUACAGAGAGUAUAGGAGAAGAAAGUUACUUCGUAUUUAUUUUUCAGGCUUUUCCUGUCUGUGUUCUCACUUCAUUAGUGUGGGGUUUCUGCAGACUGGGUCCCCAUGGAAGAGAGGUUGUGUCCUGCUCAUUGUGGUACGGCAGUGGCUUAAGGGAGAACUGGAGCCCUGACUUCACCCCCACUGCACUCCCUUUAUUUGACCUGGGAUUAAAAAAAAAAAAAAAAAAAAAGACAA
Messenger RNA from Symphalangus syndactylus (siamang), 9066 nucleotides. It is a transcript of the gene VDAC1, whose product is annotated as voltage dependent anion channel 1. Gene Ontology annotation, molecular function: voltage-gated monoatomic anion channel activity. Gene Ontology annotation, biological process: monoatomic anion transmembrane transport. NCBI's taxonomy places the organism in Eukaryota, Metazoa, Chordata, Mammalia, Primates, Hylobatidae. Gene Ontology annotation, cellular component: mitochondrial outer membrane. The record is from RefSeq and is a predicted model, not a curated record.